UGAGUAAGUCUUUGGUGUCGGUAGGUUGGCUGUAGCAAGCUACAAGACAGUCUCGGAUAUGAGCAUACAGUAGUCUGGCAGUACAAAAUGAGUGUGGCACGAGCCCGACGGCACGUGGGAGUGGUCUAGACUCCACAGAACCACCAAUUAAUUUACGUACGACCAUCUACGGACAUGACCCAUGCCUUGCCCUCUGACCACUAUCGCGAUCACUUGACAACAUACUAACAUGGUGAGAGCAGAACGAAAAUAUGUCGACCUCAUACGGCAAAGCACCCCAGGCCUCUUCGCUAACUGGGAUCCAGAGAACCCAAUCAAGGUCGGAUCGUACGGUCGUUUCGACCUUGAUACAUCACGAUUCACUGUCCUCGGCAACAUAUAUGAUCCAGAAUUUCAAGUCCUUCUCGAUGCUGUCCAUGGAAAUUUCAAGAUGUCAGACUAUCCGCCAGAGUUGGAUCCAGUAGAGCAGGAUAUGAUUGUCACCUCCACGGGUGCUAGGAAGCAUCUCUUUGAUCCAGGACCAAAUGCCAAGAAAGAGAACUUCAAAAAAGCUUCAUUCAAGAUGAAUUUCAAGUUCCUCUCAGGCAAGCGAAGUGCUGUUCUCAUCAUGCACAAGCCACGUCUGUAUCACAUUCCACGUAAUAAAGUCCUCGACGUGCUAUACAGAAUACCAGAAUUCAAUGGUCUGUUCAUCGUUCCAUCGGUCUACAAGUGCCGCGCAUGGUCCAUCUAUCUAUCAAGUAAACUCGAAGAGAUUGUCUCUAUAGCACUUCUUCCGUCGAAGGUUGGCUUCGACCUUGAAUGGUGGUGCAGCUCGGACUCGGACUUCCUGCGCCAGGGCACCGACAAGGAUGGCUUCGCUUCACCCCUCUUCUCAGGAAAACAAAAACUACCGUUGAUUCGACGUUAUAUGCGUGGUAUGCCUGUACCAGACCCUGAACCAGGCGAUAAAUUGUGUGUUGCCCCUGUAGCAUUUGACAGGUUGAUCACGCUUACUGAUUCGCAACAUAGCUGGAUAGAUGGAUGUCCAGGUUGGGAGCCCGUUGAUGAGGAUGGUUAUGAUGAUCCUAUAUGGGAAGAGGUAAUUUUCGAUUUCUCCCUAGUUUCGGAAAUCCUCACUUGGUGUUAUUCCCGCAGGAUUAUGAGCCGAAUGUCGCGAGAGUGUGGCGACGCAUCAUGUGUAAAUCUUCCACGCAGUGGUGAAUAAUUUUACCACCUUAUCUUCUUUGUGUAUUGUAGCAAGGACAGGGUCACGGAUUAUGUAGACAGACGAACAUUCUUACGUUUCUCAGGUUGUGGC
Molecule: messenger RNA, 1300 nt
Organism: Suillus plorans
Lineage: Eukaryota; Fungi; Basidiomycota; Agaricomycetes; Boletales; Suillaceae
Exons: 4
Coding region: 230-1207 (325 amino acids)
Source: RefSeq, a predicted model, not a curated record